Messenger RNA from Pocillopora meandrina, 13818 nucleotides. The record is from the annotation of a GenBank genome assembly. NCBI's taxonomy places the organism in Eukaryota, Metazoa, Cnidaria, Anthozoa, Scleractinia, Pocilloporidae.
GGUCCAAUUGACAACAGUAGUGCUGCUGUGGAGGUCAGAUCACCAUUGAUACCUCCUCCUCCUCCAUCAUUUUCUGCGUUAGGAAAAAGUGAAGAGAAGAAAACCAAGAGGUAAGAGAUCCAGUUUCUUUUUAUCUUGAACAAAAUUGCUUAGAUAAUUGGCAUCCAUAGGGCACUUGGUCUCUGGUUUAAACAAUUAUUAGUAUCUUCAUCUCCUCUCUCCCCUGUGAAUGAUGUUGCCUGGUUUGUAGUUUGGUCAUUGAUAUAUGUACAUGUAUUCCAGAUCUUAUGAAAAUAUUUCUUGAGAGGAAGGUGGAAGAAAAGCUCUCUUACGAGAUGUUGUGUGUUGUGGGGCUGGUUUUGUACAGGGUAGAAAAUAAGAGAAUGCUGAGAAGAACCUCCGAAAUGCAGACUAGGGCCAGGAACAAAUGCAGUCUACUUGUGACUCAUUGUAACAUGGUGCUGGAAAAAAUUAAGUAACACUGCCAGAAAUGUUCAGUUCUGUGAUAGAACUUUAAAAUUUACAUGCCAUUAAGUAUUAAUCAAUAUAAUUAUAGGUGGGUGAAAUCCAGCAGAAUUCUAACCCUGAUGCUUGACAGGCUCUAUUAUGGGUUGGUCAUAUUUUGGUUUUUCUGUUUUGACUUGUGUUUUACUGAAUUUUUACAUUCUUGUCAUUUUAGUCCUGGUAAUGAGGUAGAACCAAACGGUCAGAUAUUAACAGAAGAUUCUCCUGAUGUGAGUCGCUUGUAAAUUAUGGGAAGGAAGAAUCACAGAGAUGGAAGCUGUUAGCCUGGAAAGAUGAAUACACAGUGAAAGAAUGACAAAUUAAGCCCUCAAUCAAAUGCAUUCUAGCAUUUCCAUUGCUUGCUAAUUAUUGCUUAUUUUGAUGGAAGAUCUCAAAUUAUUGGUCACAUGACUGAAAUACUGUUUUGUAAUAACAGAAUAGUUGUGUGGAUAGCUCAAAAAUAUUUAAUUGAGGGAAGGUUUUUCAGGGCUGAAAUAAUCAGACUGAUUUAUUUGGUAAACAGAAAAAUUAUGCAAACAUAUGGAGGCUACUGAGCCUAAUAACUGAGUUAACAUUUCUGUUCUGAAAAUCGAGCCAUCAAUUCUCUGCGCUCUCUGUUUUAUAGCAUAUAUUUUGUAAGACUUAGCUCUGAGAGUUUGAUGUUAACCCUUUAACCCCUAAGAGUGACCAGAAUCUAAUUUCUCCUUACAAUAUCACCACUGAAUCACACAUUGACAUCAUGAGAAUACAGGAAAUGAUCACCAACUCUUGAUUGUCAGACAAAUUCUCCUUUUCGGCACCUUAGUAAAUGUACAGAGAACAGUAUGGAGAAUAUAAAUACUGAUGUUAGGGUGUAAAGGGUUAAAUCAAGCAAUAUCCAUUUGUUUAUAUUUUACUGCUCAUCAUCUUUUUGCUUAAAAAUGUUUUGGUAUUGUAAAGAGGAUUUCCUUGUUGGUCACUCUUGAAAGAAAUGGUUCAAUUUGCAAAGAAACAGUGUUUUCAUUUGGCCUGAAAAAUAAUUAUGACAAGCUCUUGCUUAGCAUCCUUUUAGUUCUUUCAAAAGUUUUAAGUGAACAGUUUGAUGUACUUAGAUUAUGAUCUCAUAUUUAAUUUGUAGGUUUAUUGAUCAUGUACAAAUCUGUUAGCCUUAUGGAUGAAAAUAUUUUAUGGAGAUCUGAUAUAUCAUAGCUGGAAAUGCCUAAAUUAUUUUUGUGAGUUGUAAAUUGCGAAGAAAAGAAUGAACAAAUUGAUGCUGAAGUUAGCGAUAGAGGGUAACUGGACAAAACUUCAUGAAACACAUGCUAUGAUGUUCAAUUGAUUUCCAAUGAAAGUUAUUGCAGAUUGUAUUUGAUUGUAUUUACAAUAAUCAAUGCUACAUAGUAAAAGUAUGCACCAUUUCUGUGGUUGUAUCAAUGAUUUUUAUCUCCUAUGUUAUGGGAGUCAAAAUGCAACCCACCCUCCUCCCCUCCACUGGUUCAAACUUUACUCCCUUGUGAAGUUCAGGUGAAUGAAGAAGACGAAAUUUUCAUGAGACUCCUUUCCUCUUUCCCAUUGAGCUCUUUGUGUUCCCCAUGCAAAUUCAACGAAUUAAACACCCACCCUGCCUCAGCGUUUCUGAAAUUCUCUGUGGUCUUCAUCAGCAUAGACCGAUGACGAGCGUCUCUUAGCCCACACGGACCAAUGUCAGUAUCUUAGCAACGGCGCACCUACCCCUCCCCUGACCCAUCAACAGUCAACUGAUAGCAAGUUAGGGUUAACCCUUUAAACCCUAACAAUGACCAGCAUUUCAUUUCUCCUAACAGUAAUGAUGCUGAAUUGGUCAUUUAGAUCAUGAGAAUAAAGGACAUGAUCGCCAACCCAAGAAGCUUUGAUUGCUAACGAAAUCCUCCUUGUCAGUACUAAAGGAAACGUAGAGAGAAGAGUAUGGGGAGUUUGGAUACUGAUGUUAGGGUGUAAAGGGUUAAUAUUGGGUUAAGUGAGGCGUAGGAGCAGAGCUGUUCAGAUACUUACAUUGAUCCGCCCACAGAUUAAUUUCUAGACGCGAGCCUCAGGAGUAUAUUGUUAUCGAAGGGUUAUGGGUGACUUGCUUAAAUGAAAAGAACAACCAAACGCAUGGAGUUCUAUGCCCCGAAAGAUGUUAAAAAAGAAUAACAAUGAACCUAAACGAGGCAAAUCAGAUCAGAUCUUAACAACUUUUCCUUCGUAUUCCACAUUUUUGUCCGUGAAGUUUAUCUAUGGCCUUGAAAUGCUUCCGCAUAGUUUGAUAACAAACGUUAGAGACAAACGAUUUGGAAAAUGGUGAGAAAUCACUGGAACCCACGAUGCUCGUGGAUUAAAGCUGAAGAUUAUCAGAAAGUUCAGUAGAUCUAAGAAUAAGCCCCAGGAAGACUACGUCAAGAAACAACCUUCUCAAGGUGCCAAAUAAAGGCCAUAACAACGCAAUGAACACAAAAGAGUGAGAUUACGCUCUGCUAAACAAACAACCAAUUAUUCUAAUAAGAAUUGAGUUCUGUCUACCCACAGAUUGCUCUUGGAAAGUUCUGCGCCAUAUAUGUUAUUAAUAUGCGAUGGAAAGAAAUAAAAUGACCAAAUAAAAAACACGAUACCCGCCUGAUAACUUGUUUUAGUGGGAAAUGGAACCAGGAAGUAAUGGAUCAUUCUCAAAUCGUAACUUGUUGUAAUUGGAAACUACUGAGAUCUUGCCUUUAGAUUAUAGGUAUUGUGUCUUGUUAUCUGCAGAGUCAUUUGGUAUAAAUAAUAGGAAUAGAAAAAGGAGGGCAAAAGGUUAGGAUUUUGAAAGCAAAAUACACUGGAUGCUAUUUUCGAAACACCCUUUUUCAUAUUUGAAUGCCUCAAUUGCGGUCUUUGGCGGAGUUGACUCAUUUGGACUAAAUGAUAGACAUCGAAAGAAGAGGGUUUUAAAAAAUCCAGCUUGUAUCUUAGUUCUUCCUGGCGAUAUUCACUGCCAUUCGCUCUUUAGACAGCUGAAAGUGAUUGACAACUUAUAACAGGAUCAAUUUUGGCCCUGCCACAAGGAUUAGUGGGUUCCUUUUCAGCAGGUGAUCACGCUUCAGCCUAUGAGGUAAGAGUUUCACCUCUAGUCACGUUCUAUACCCGAAGGGAGGUCGAUUACUUUCUGAUCCCUCACCAUUUCCUCGUUUGGCUCUCACUGUAGGCGUUAUCGAUAAUUUGACUUCUAUUUCGGUGAAGAGUUUUAAAACCAUGGCGACUGCGUAUCUUCAGAACGUUUUCCAUGACUGAUCGACGUGGUACAGGAGGCUAAUUUGACGGGGUGCUUUUUGCUCUAUCUUACAACAUAUGAAGCGGACUAACAAUUUAGCCAAAAUAACUUGAAUUUUCGGAAGUUGUACAGAAUUAAACUCAUCAUAGAUUCCGAAAAUAAUUUCAAGUAGUGUAAGUGGGGUUUGGAAUUCGUGGAAUCUACAGAAAAUAGGGAGUGUUGUGGCGGCCAGCUUAAGAGGAAUUGUGUGUUGUGUGUGGGUUUCUAAGCAGAAAAUGGAGCUACGCUAUUGGUGGGAAUAUAGUGAUGAAAAAACAAGAAUAAACUAGACCCUGUGAGCAGGGUAACUGGGAUACCUGGAUGGUACUGGAUCCUUGGAAUCAAGUGUAGUGAUACUACGGGUAUCGGACUAGUAUACUGAAAUAGUGCGCUCGAGUCUGGCCAAGGGCAUACACCUAUUUCAAAACAUAGGCAUGCUAUGCAUGCAAGAGUUACUUUUUUUGUAGGGUGGGUGGAUUACUUGAAACAUUGUGAGUGAUGUCUAUAUUCUUACAAAAGGAAAGAAGAUUAUUAAUGUGGGAAAUAACGAAAAUGUCGAAUUACCUCACUCACAGGUAUUUUGUGGUAGAUAAUGUGUGUUGUGCGAAUAAAUGUAACCAAAAAUAAACUGUAUUUGUGCCACGGAUACUUGUUAGUACAAAAUGCAGACCGGAUACAAAAUAUAGACUGCAGACUGCAGAGUGGGUACAAAAUGCAGACUAAGACUCUGACGAGUUUUUACGUCUAGUAUAUAAUAACAUGUCAUCUUGCAGCUUACCGAGCGUCACGCAUCGCUUUUCUGCGAUCCGCAGAAAAGCGAUUAUUUGCACUAUUGUGAGAUAUUCCUGACCUAUUUCUUGGUGAAAAUCGAUCGCAAUAUUACUUCAAGCCUUCAAUAUAGUCUUCUUACUUUGCGCGCGAGUUGGUUGUUGUGAUGUCUGUACAGAUUUUACCAACGUAAUAAAAGUAGAUGACGUGAAUAAUAGUGAUGGUAAAGCAAGCUUAAAACGGCAGAAAUCGCCAGAAAAUACAACGGAUACACAGGGUAUGAGUAAGUUUUAUUGAUUUUACGAGAAAAAUGUUCAUAUUUCGAAAUAUUUAUCGUUGUAAAUCGACCAUAUUUCGUUCCCUGUACUAUUCCUUAUAACGUGCAGUUCCUCUCGUAACUUAACACCGAGUCACACAACGCGUGACGUGUUCAUGAAUUAAUCGUUGGCUUUUUCUCGAGACGUGACCUUGGGCUGCCUGUGACAAAACAAUUGCGUAAACAAUAUUUAACAUAAUAACAUUAUACACAAAAAAACACAGGGUUUUGGAUCACGUAUUUAUUAAAAAAGAAUAUCCAUACAACUACAAUGAAAACAAACAUAAGAUUCACCUUUCUGAUCGUGAAAUUAAUACCAUUCGUACUGUUAUCGUAGCUACGUUCCUUGCCAUCAAGUGAAUCCAACAUGUCGUCUUUCUUCACAAGCAGUUUGCAUCCAUUAUAGUUAUGUUCUUCAGUCUCACGGUAGUAGCGUUGUUCAAUAGAUUGCAUAGAGUAUAUGCAGUUUGGUUUCAGAUUUCAGAUUUUGCUUUUUACAACAAGUGAACGUUUUUCAACUAAGACAUUGGCAUACUUGGCAUACAAAGCAUUCAAGGCUUUCAUGGCUUUCAAGCGUUCGCGACUCAAUCCGUUCCAAAAUUACUGCUCAAUAACAUCUUUCAGUGUGGAUUAGCCGCGAUUAAUACGACUUGUAUAUGCGUCUGUAAGUAUUUUGCGCGUUUGCGCUAUAAUGCUCCAGGAGAUCGCAAUCCAAAUACGUUGAAAUACAACACAACUGACGAAAGAGUUUUAGAUAGUUUAACAUUACUAUGCAGAAGCAAAGCGCGCGCAUCAAGAGCAAAAAUAAUUUAAUCAAACUUGUCCAUUCGGUCAAAACAACCGCGUUCAAAGUCCGGCUAAACAGUUCAAGGAAUUGUUCAGUCUGUGUCCGAAUCAUUUUCGAUGGAAUGGAAUCGUCGUUUGCGAGGUUUAACCAUAUUUGUUUUUAAUUUCGGCGUAGAAAGUGCAAUUUGUGGUCUUUGAAAAAAUGAACAAGUGCUUAUUUAUUCCAAACUGCACGAGAAAAAUCAUAUGAUUACGUAUUAAUAAUAUACAUGGAAACAUACGAGAUAGUUUAUCACUGUUAUGCAGAAGCAAAGCCCUCGCAGCAAGUGCAAAACUAAUUUAUUCAAACUUGUGCAUUCGGUCAAAACAACCGCGUACGAUCAAAACAAUAAUAUAUAAUGAUAUUUUUACAUCUUUGAGGCGCAAAAAAGUUCAAAGUCCGGCUAAACAGUUCAAGGAAUUGUUAAGUCUGUGUCCGAAUCACUUUCGAUGGAAUGGAAUCGUCGUUUGCGAGGUUUAACCAUGUUUGUUUUCAAUUUCGGCGUAGAAUCGCUCGAGCAAAGUGUUAAGCUGGAUCGGCUAGUAAUUUUGAUUUCCUUGGCAAUUCCCUUCUCUAAACACCACUUUUUCCAAACCGACAACCAAGAAGCAGUGCUUUUUACAGCGUUUUCGUUGUUAGAGCUGUUUUUCAGCUGAUGUACUGAUGUUGCGGUGGCGGAAGAAGACUUUCAUAAGACGCCGAUCAUUAAUUCGGUCGCAAAUUUUCUGCGUAGCCAAAUGUUGCGACAUCCAAGACUCGCAUUUGAUUGGCUACCUGUGAGUUCCUUUGAUUAUUGAUCAAUCAGAAUGUCUGGUUUGUGACUUUCUUUGCACAAAAUUAACCCUCUUUUGCAACGAAUUACCUGCAUUUAUCUUAACCAACCGAAACUGAGUAACUUUUUCAUGUAUAUUAUUAACUGCAUAACUUACACUUGCAAAAAGUUAUACAUCGGUGAAACAGGAAGAUGACAAGGACGCAUAGCGCAUCCAAACCAGUCGCUAGACACUUUAAUCUCCCUAAUCAUUCUAAACAGCAUGUAGCAGUUUGCGGUCUUUCCCCACAUGUUGGCAGUUCGGAAAUCCGAAAAACUCUAGAAUAAAAACUUAUCUUCCAAAUCAGCACCUUUAAUACUCACGGUGUCAACGAGCGCUUUUCAUCUAACUAAUUUAUUCUUGUUUUCUCGUCACCAUGUUCCCACCAAUAACGUAGCUCCAUUUUCUGCAUAUAAACCCACACACAACCUACAAUUCCUCCAAUUGGUCUGUCGAAGGGCUAACGCUCGAAACGUCAGCCUUUAAACUUUUUACGGUGGCCAAUUUAUGUUUUCAACUUAGUUGUUAACACUAAGGCCUGUUCCAAACGUCGUGCUACUGCCGUGCCGAACUCAAAUGAAUUUGGCUCGGCAGUGGCACGACGAUAGCACGGCAGCGGUUUCAAACGUCGAACCUAAUGCAGUCGCGCCAAAUUCAAAAGACAAAACAAACCAUCCAUCCAGCGGUAUCGCCCCAUCCAAAUUUGUUUAAGAAAAUUUUAAAUGCCAGAAGGCAACGCAGGCGAAUGCAACAGUCCAUAUUGAAUACUGUUAUUGCAAGGAGAGGAUUACUUUUGAAAGUUUUUUCAUUUAUUCUUCUUCUGGUUUCCCUUGACGAGAGCCAGCAAGUUACUGUAUUACGAUCGUGCCGGCGUUUCCAAACCCUAACCCUAACCCUAAGCACUUUAUUGUCACCGUCGGAUUCCUCUUCUCUCAAGCUUUCGGGCAAAACGGGUAGAUUUGUCUUUUUUUUAUUAGUGCGCAUGCGUAAUAGUAUGCAAAUAAUGCAAAAUCCGUUAAAUUAAUUUAUGAAUUGAGUUCGGCGCGACAGUAGCACGACGUUUGAAACCAAGUCGUGCUACUGCCGUGCGGCACGGCAAGGCCUGCCGCGCUAAGUAGUCGUGCCGAACCUAAUUCAGCCGUGCCGCGCUUAAUGGUUUCAAACGGCGUGCUACUGCCGUGCUUAAAUCGAAAUUACUAUUUCAUUUGAGUUCGGCACGGCAGUAGCACGACGUUUGGAACAGGCCUAAAUUACCCUGUUAUACCCUCCCACUGACGCAGCACCACAGUUUCCUUAGAAACGUACUGUCUUUACUCAUUCAACUUAAGAGGAAUCCGUCAUUGUCGCAAGGGAAUUUAGUCUUUUCUAAUGGAAAUGUUCCAGGAGAUUUCGCCUAUACUGCUGAACAUUUUCAGGGGAGUGCGUCGCUUGAUGAAAAAAAGAAACAAUUUCUUAAUCAAAAAAUACGAACUUUUCCUCGUGUGAACUCUUUUGCCUCAUCAUGCAUGCCCACAAACACAGAUGAUAGACGGUAGACGACAGACGGAAGGCGGUAGACGGUAUAUGACGGGCCCUGAUCCCGAAAUUCAAAGUUGUCACGCCAUCACGUGAAUGUCACAUAAAUCUUUCUUUCACGGAGCAAUGCGUUACGUUAAUCGAACCUGUAUUUUAAAAGCGGUCGUCCAAUAUGGUGAACAGUGUUUGCACACUGGUCAAUUUACAGGGUGGGGAAAAUUGUAUUAAACAUGCAUCAAAUUUAUUUUCGUCCAUUUUGGUUGACCCUGAGGGAUGCCCUAGCCCUGUUCUUGGGGUUGGGUAAAGCCAGAUAAUAUUGCGUUACAAAACUCAAUAUUUUCUUCUGUGUGCUAUUUUCUUUGUUUUUAAGUGACCCUUUUCUUCAGGAGCAUACAACUACAGACUCAUAAUUCUCCUGAUCUUCCUCGGGUAUCAUCUGUUCCCCUCUUCAAGCAUAUUUUGAAUCUCUGUACGUUCAUAUUAAGAGCGGAGCGCACCAAAUUUGUUCUUAAGAUGCGUAACGCUUCUCUCUUUGCGAAUUCUUUCUAUAGGUCAAGUAAAAAGUAUUGACAGGUCAGCACGACUCCUGCCAGGCGUUGAGUGCAAUAUGUACGAUUUUCUCCGCAGUUUCCCGUGUGUAAACAAAAACAGAGCCGUGUUCGACUAGGAUCUUUCAAUAUCUUUACUUUCCCACGAUCUUUGACAAUUUUUUUGUCUUCCUUCUCGUCCAUGUCAGAAGUGGUUUAAGCAAGUUUUUGUGAAUAAGGUGGCCCAAUAUGGCAAAAAAUGCUCCUUUUUUUCCCAUUUGUUUUUCUGUCUCGUGGAACUUGUAUUAGGCGGUCACCCACGUAACGCCGUUAGAGAAAGAUUUAUGUGGCAUUCACGCGAUUGCGUGUCAAUUUUAAAUUUCGUAACGUAACGCCUCGUGAAAGGAGGAUUUAUGUGACAUUCACGCGAUUUUCUUGAUUAUGUUCCGUCACACAAUCCAUCGUCUACCGUCUACCGUCUAACGUCAUUUUGGUUGUUGGAAGGAUGGAUAGUUCUAUACACACAGCAUCCAGUGCGAAAUAAAUUCAAGGCCAGAUAACUUCCCAUCGGUUCCAAACUUUUCUUCAGUAAUUUCUUCAGAAUCGUGAUACGCUUCUUUGUGUUUUUUUGACGCGGGGUGAAUUUUUGUAUUUCAGGAAAAAUGGCUUCAGCAGCGGCCCCAUCGUUUCAUGCAACAGAAAAGACAGCUAAUUACGCCCGGUUAUGCAGACUUCUGGUGGAUGUCAGUUCCCAUAUCCUGAGAGAGACAUUUGACAAAAAGCGUCCACCAGAAAACCUGGAAAAAGUUCUGUCAACUCCAGAGAUUCGUGAUGCGCUACAAGAACUCAGAAGAAAAGUACUGAGUCUAUCACAAUGGGGCAAACUGUACCCUGCCAUCAAAUCAUCAGUCUCAUCAAGAGAUUUCGAUAUCACUCUACUGAUGGUACUGUUGAGGAACAUUUGUGGUCUUGUUCGUCCAGCUACCGGCUGGGAUACACUUCCUCCUGUGACAGACACAACCCUUGAGGCGGACAUUGCGCGCAUCAAGUACUACAGAAACACAGUUUAUGGUCAUGCCAGCGAGGCCUCAGUUGAUGAUGUAACAUUUAAACAAUACUGGCAGGACAUCCAAGAUGCAUUGGUGAGACUGGGAGGAGCUGGUUACCGAAGUGCUAUCGAUGAUCUGAAAAAGGAAUGCAUAGACCCUGAUUUCGCAGAACACUACAAAGAGCUUCUUAAACAGUGGGUGAUGGAUGAAGUCAGUAUCAAGGAAAGAUUGGAUAAAAUGAAAGAAGAGUUGGAUAAGAGGUUUGAUGACUUGGAAGUGAAAAUUUUCGAUCCUGAAAGGAGGAAGGAAACAGGAGGUAAAAGUGAAUAAAGCAUUAUAUUUACCAAAUAUAUAUUUAAAAUAUUAGAGUACAUUCAUGUUUUCAAAGCUUUUCUCGAUCCGGACUGUUCUCGUUUGUUGAACGUCCGAUGGCUCUCAUGCAUCCGUUCAUCAGAUCAGAACCACAAUUACAUGAUAAAAAAUUGAAAAAGCGUUCGUGUAACCUUUGAAUGAAGAGGGCAAAUAGAGAUAGGGAGACAUAAGCAAGUCACGUUAAGGGUUGUUAAACAGAUUUAUUUCUCAUUGUUUGUUUAAGGUAAUUCCACGAAAAUGGAGAGAAAAGAGGACGUCAACAUUCUGAUACUGGGAGAGACAGGAGUCGGGAAGUCCACCUGGAUCAAUGGUAUUGUCAACUAUUUGAAGCAUAGCUCUCUCCAAGCCGCCAUUGAUGCCCGUGAAUUCACUGUUUUGAUACCUUUUAGGUAAAAAUAUGAACCUUUUGGUAAUUUAAACAUUUUGUUGAAUUUUUUAAUAAUACGAUGCAUUUUCAUGCUUUGAAAGACGUUAGGCCCAACGGUUUGCGAACUGAACUGCGGAUCGAAAGGACCGAGUGGAGCCCUGGGUGGGUUAUUGCAUUCUUGGGAAAGGCACGUCACUCUUAGAGUAUCUUUCUCCACCCAGGAGAAUGAAUUGGUACCCGUAAAGUGAUGCCAUGGAUUUACAUCCUAUCCACUGAUGGAGAAGCAACACUCUUGAGUCUUACCUGCUUCGGCGGUUUAGGUCACUUAAUCGCACGCGUGCUGCAUGGUUUUACCAGUGUAUUUUCUUUACCUUCUUAACCUUUCUUCGCGAUUCUUUUCCAGAGACAUACUUAUAAUUGUAGAGACGAGGGCUAUUUAGGAGAGAACUUGUCUCAAUUUUUUAUCAAAACUUUCAAACUAUUGUUGCAGCACUACUUUUCUUCGCGUUUUCCACCCGCUUUCUCUCUCUUGCUCCUACUGUGACUAUUGUGAUUCACUGAAGUACGUUAUCUCAUUUGUGUAGUCUAUCGGAGACCUGUAUUAGAUUUCUUUCAAAUUGAGGAGGUUGCUCAUUCAACGAACAUUUAUCGACAUGGCGUUUCCUCCACUCUCGGAUAUCUAGCGAGGAGCUCGUUCCUGAAAAUCCUUGGGGGACGACGGUACCAAAAACUGUUUAACAGCUAUUCAUGUCUACGUUUUUUAUCGAUAUGUUGAGUUUUUGAAAUUCAAAGAAUUGAAAUAUUUGAGAAGUAAGACAAAUAGAAUUGCUUUUGAGUUUGUACUACACAAUUCUUGCGGGUAAAGUUUAGGGAUUUAAGACACAGUCAAGCUAGUUCCCGUCAGGAAAAUCCAAACCUCUGUCAUUAAGACGGCCUGUAGAGAUACAUCGUAAUACAUUAAAUCAAAAUAUACAUUAUUUUGAUAGUGAAAUGGUCUAUUUAUUCCAGGUUUGCCUAUACGGAUGAGGAAGGGGAAGGGACGGAAGUUUGCUUUGGUUCUGAUGCAAAUGAAAUUUUCGCCACCGGUCGGUCUGCUACCCAGUCCCCUCGGGAGUAUAUGUUUGAGACAGACAUUGCCAAGUUCCACCUUAUCGACACUCCAGGCAUUGGGGAUUGUCGAGGAACUGACAAGGACAAAGAACACUUUGAAAAAAUUAUGGCCUUUCUCAGCAUCUACGACAAGAUCCAUGCCGUGGUGGUGCUUCUCAAGCCAAACAAUGCCAGGUUGACUGUGGCCUUCAGAUUUUGUGUUUUGGAGCUGCUUAGGCACCUUCACAAGUCGCUGCAAUCCAACAUUAUAUUUGCCUUUACUAACUCCAGGGGAACGUUUUAUCAGCCAGGAGACACCCUGCCAGUUCUCAAGGAACUCCUGGAGAAGAACUACCUUAAAAUCGACGUUUCGCCUUCCAACUAUUUUUGUUUCGACAACGAAGCUUUCAGGUAUUUAUCUUUCCAAGGUCUAAACUUUAUUCCAGAGAACACAGAUUUUUUUAAAAUUUAUCUACGUAUUUCCUAUUCCUUUUUCUUACACCAGACCCUAAAUAAGCUUAGACUGCGGAGGAUUUCAAGUUAAAUAAUUUUAAUAAAAACCUUAAAGUUGAGCAGUAAUGUGUUAUCAUUUUUUUUUAAUGAAAUAAAUUUCAGGACUCCGCGUAUUAUAAGCUUAUUUUUGCGAUAUGUGUUUAAACCUUGGUUAAGAAGUAUAUCGAUUGUAAGAAAUAUCAUUGAAAAUAGGGUAUUUAAUUCAUCGCGCUUCAAUGGCCUUUGAAAUAAGGAAAGUUACAGAAUUGAGUACAUGUGAAACUUUAAAGGAAAGGGGUUUUUUAACGGUUGCGUUUGCUUCGCUUGGUCACGUAAUGAUCAACAUUGCUUUUGCCUUAAAUUAUUUCCGUUAAAACACCGACAUUUAUUUGUAAAAAAUUGUAAAAAAUUCAAUAACACUACAGUUGAAAACAAUUGGGAGGUCAGAAGCCCAUUUUGUUACUUUUAAAGCUCCUUUUCUACUUUGCACUGUAUCCAUAGUACAUCACUUUUAACACCGUCGAAAGUUGUUCACCUUUUCUCCUUUGAACUCUCUAAAAUUUCUCAUUCUCCUGAAGAUAAUAAAUAUUUAACAACUAAUUACCGGGAUGGAAGAGGCUAGUACAAAGAUAUGACUUAAACUCAUUUGUUACUGUAAUUAUUACAAUAUUUUAGGGUACAAAUCCUGCGCGUGUCGCUCAGAUGUGAGUAGCAAAGAAUAGCCGAAGUUUGAGUAGCCAAUCAGGGCGCGCCUUCAACGCUAUCUACUGUUUUACUCAAUACUAAAUAGAUAUAUCUAUUGAUAUAUUAUUUCAUAUUUAUACAUGUCAAUAUGCUUUGUCAUCUACAGAUUUCUUGCCUGCCACAGGAAGGGAAUUAAAUUUACACCGAAAAAUGUUGGCAUCUACAAAGAGAGUUGGGACUUAUCGUGCGAAACUACGACCAAGCUCUUUGAUAAAGUAAUGGAGAUGAAGCCACAUGAGACGAAGGAGACUUUGAGCCUGAACAAUGCUAGGGAAUACACAUUGGCCUUAGCCAAACCCAUGGCGGAAACUGUCGAACUCAUUAAUAUCAACUUGAAAAAGAUUAAAGCGGAAAAAGAGAAGUGCAAAGCCUGCGAGAGCGACAUGAAGAGUUUUCGAGCUCAGUUAAAAUUCAAAGGGUUUGAUCUUACGUUUGUGAAGCUAGAAUACCCCAUGACUGUCUGCGCUGGUCAAGGAUGUAAGACGUAUGUGAAUGUUGGUGAAGAUCGUGUGAGGCGUACUGUCUAUAAUCAGAUCUGCCAUGAUCAUUGCUACCUUUCAGGAGUGCCCUAUGAGACUAUCAACAACGAGAAGCUUCGUGAUUGUAAGGCAAUGAAAAAUGAUCUUUGCAGUAAAUGUUCUCACAGCUACAAAGUCCACAUGCAUAUCACCUACAAAACUACUCUCGUACAGAAUGAAUUCUUAUCUAAGGAAACACAGGAGAUUAUUUUUCAGAAAAAGGAUAUGAAGUCCCGGAAGGAAGAGUUCAUUCGUCUUUUGGAAGGGCAAAUUGAUGAAUUGAAGAAAGAAGAGAAAUACAUCUAUGAAAGCGCAUGCUUUUUCGGCGUCUUUCUCAAAAAUAACGCCAUGAUCCCCUACAACGAUGCCUUUGGCGAGUACAUCGACAUGCUAAUCCAAGACGAGGAAGCUAAGGAGAAGGAGAUCAGAGACUCUGAAAAGAUCAAAAAGUUUGUGAAGGAAAAACAGGCUUAUGAGAAGAAGAAAAAACUUCUCAUCGAAACGAUGGCAUCGCGCUCUGAGGGAGAGUCUGGAAAUCUGCACAUAGAGCAAAUCUACGCUAGAAAAGAAAAGCUCUGUUCUUUGAAGCACAAUGGAAAGAUGCUGAAAGAGGCUCUAGGUAUGAUACUCCUUGCGUAG